UACAACCAGGUCCUGGCCUUGGUGUUUGCUGUAGAGGAGAUCAACAAGGACCCCAAUCUUUUACCCAAUAUGACUCUUGGAUAUCAUAUAUAUAACACAUACCACAGCGAUGCCAGAACCUUGGAGAGCUCUUUAAUGUGGCUGUCAGGGCAGGGACUGGCUGUUCCAAAUUACAACUGUGAGAAGCUGGCCAAGACUAUAGCUGUCAUUGGAGGAGGCACUUCUGAAUUGUCAGUCCAAAUGGCCCAUGUAUUUGGACUCUACAGAUUUCCACAGAUUAGCUAUGGUCCUUUUGAUUCCAUCUUGAGCAACAAGGUCCAUUUUCCAAGUGUUUAUCAAUUAACACCUAAGGAUUCCACUCUUCCUCUGGGAAUGGUCCGACUGAUAGUACAUUUCAAUUGGACAUGGGUGGGACUGAUGAUUUCAGAUGAUACCAAGGGUGAAACAUUCCUCUGGGACAUAAAAAAAGAGAUGGACAGGAACGGUGUUUGCUUGACAUUUAUAGAGAAGAUCCCUGCCAGUGAGAGAUAUAAUUUUACUCCAUAUAAUUACAUAAUGCCAAGAAUUGGAGGACUUUCUGCCAGUGUUGUUGUUAUUUAUGGAGAUAACAAUUCACUAAGGAUCAUGCAUCAUAUACAAAUGCUUUACUUCACAUUCAGAAAAGUGUGGAUUACUACUUCUCAGUGGGAUUUCACCAUAAGACCCCGUCAUACACAAUACAAUAUUUUUAAUAGAGCUCUGACAUUUUCAAGUCAGACCAAAGAGAUUCCAAAUUUCAAAUCUUUCCUAAGAACAGUUAAACCUGCCAAAUACCCAAAAGAUAUUUUCCUCAAAAAAUUCUGGAACUCAGCUUUUGGAUGUCCAUUUAAGGAUGGAAACCAUGUACGAGAAGAUUGUUCACAAAAUGCAUCCUUAGAGAUUCUGCCUUUGCGGUAUUUUGACAUGUCUAUGUCUAUUCAAAGUUACACUAUCUACAAUGCAGUGUAUGCUGUGGCUUGGGCUCUCCAUAAAAUGCUCGUAACCAGAACUGAAAUGGAAUCCCUGAGAGAAGGCGACAGCCUACUCAUAUAUCCCUGGAAGCUUCACUCCCAUCUUAGAAACAUACAGUUUAACAACACUGCUGGAGAUCAGGUAUUCAUGGAUGAGAAAAGGAUCCCUGAGGCAAACUAUGAUAUUAACAAUUUUGUGGCACAGAGAAACGGUAGAGAAGUUCUGAGGAAAAUAGGAGAGUUUAUUCCUCAAUCUCCCCUCGGUAAAGAUUUUUGCAUCAAUGAGAAUAUCAUAGAGUGGACCCAAUUUCACAUGCAGAAACACGAGUCAUUGUGCAGUGAGAAUUGUGACCCUGGAUAUCUGAAAUCUGUCAUCAAGGGAGAACCCAUUUGCUGCUUUGAGUGUAUCCCUUGCCCAGAGGGGGAGAUUUCUAACCAGACCAAUAUGAACAAAUGCAUCAAAUGUCCUGAAGAUGAAUACCCAAACAAGGAGAGAAAUUGUUGCCUCCCCAAGGUGGUAACAUUUCUGGGAUAUGAAGACACAAUGGGCAUGAUUCUAGCCUGCACAGCUCUGGCCUUUUGUCUGCUGACAUUUCUAAUCAUUGGCAUCUUUGUGAAGCAUCAAGAAACUCCCAUAGUGAAAGCCAAUAAUCGAACUCUCAGUUACAUCUUGCUCUUCUCCCUAAGUCAAUGUUUUCUGUCUUCUUUACUCUUCAUUGGUAAGCCUACCUCAGCCACAUGUUUACUUCAACAGACAAUAUUUGGGAUCACAUUCACAAUAGCUGUGUCCUCCAUUUUAGCAAAAACAUUCAUAGUAAUUCUAGCCUUCAAAUCCACAAGACCAGGGAGUAGGAGUAGAAAGUGGGUGAGCUCCAGGGCCCCCAUUUCUAUCAUUCUUGUCUGCUCCCUGAUUCAAGGGAUUCUCUGUGGUAUCUGGCUAUUGGUUUCUCCUCCAUUCCCAGAUAUAGAUACAUAUUCAGAACUGGAACACAUGAUUCUAAAGUGCAAUGAGGGCUCUCUCAUUGCCUUCUACCUUGUCCUGGGCUACAUGGGAUUCUUGGCUUUGGGGAGCUUCACUGUGGCUUUUUUGGCCAGAAAUCUCCCUGACACCUUCAAUGAAGCCAAGUUCAUCACCUUCAGCAUGCUUGUGUUCUGCAGUGUUUGGAUCUCUUUCCUACCCACGUACCAGAGCACCAAAGGGAAAACUAUGGUAGCUGUGGAAGUCUUCUCCAUCUUGAGCUCUAGUGCUGGUUUACUGGGCUGCAUCUUCAUUCCCAAGUGCUUUGUGAUUCUUCUUAGGCCACAAUGGAACACUCAGGAAUGGGUGAAUCAUAAACCCUAUGCUGGGAGAAGGAAUCAUUCUAAAGUACUUCCUCAUGCCUCAUAG
Molecule: messenger RNA, 2376 nt
Organism: Gracilinanus agilis (Agile Gracile Mouse Opossum)
Lineage: Eukaryota; Metazoa; Chordata; Mammalia; Didelphimorphia; Didelphidae
Product: vomeronasal type-2 receptor 26-like
Exons: 5
Coding region: 70-2376 (768 amino acids)
Biological process (GO): G protein-coupled receptor signaling pathway
Cellular component (GO): membrane
Molecular function (GO): G protein-coupled receptor activity
Source: RefSeq, a predicted model, not a curated record